GUCAUCAUGAUAAACGGUCAGAAUUACAAUAAGUAAUAGCUAAACCAUGAAACUCUUAUCCUGAUGCGUGCACUGAAACCUGGCUCUCCUCUCCUCUACCUUCUCUUCUCCAACGACCUGAGCUUUAGUUCACGUUCACGCUCACGCACAAACUACAAAGCCCACGGAGAUCUCAUCUAGCACUAGCACACAAGCUUCUUCUUCCUUCUUCAAUGGCGAUAGAGAGAGAUAGAUAAUAUUAGGGUUUUGGAUCUAUCACUCCGGACCGAGAGUGAGAGAGAGAUGGACGUGGAGAGGUCUUCGCUGUGCAAUUGCGUGGUGAACUUUCUGUUGGAGGAGAGGUAUUUGUUGACGGCAUUCGAGCUACUCCACGAGCUUCUAGACGAUGGCCGUGACGCCCAGGCUAUUCGCCUCAAGGAGUUCUUCUCCGAUCCCUCUCAAUUCCCUCCCGAUCAGAUCUCUCGCUUCAAUACUCUUCGAGUUGCAGACCCUCAAAGUUUGCUGGAAGAGAAAGAAUCACUAGAAGAAAAAUUAGCAAUUAGUGAAUAUGAGCUUCGUUUAGCCCAAGAGGACAUUUUGAAAUUGAAGGCUGAAUUACAGAAGAAAAUGGAAGUCCCUCUGGAUAAAUUGAAUGAGUCAAAUAAAGAUGCUUCUGUAAAUCGAGGAUCUGAAUUUCAGCGGCAAAAAAGGGAAGCUUCCUUCUCUGAUUUGGGCCCCUUGAAGGAUAACGAACGUCGUGAUCUUAACUGUGCUGUAAAGGAGUAUUUGCUUAUAGCAGGGUAUCGGCUCACUGCAAUGACAUUCUAUGAAGAGGUUACAGAUCAGAACCUAGAGGUUUGGCAGAAUACAGCUGCAUGUGUACCAGAUGCCUUACGUCAUUAUUAUUAUCAGUAUCUUUCAUCAACUACAGAGGCUGCUGAGGAGAAAAUUGCCAUGUUUCGAGAAAAUGAGUCAUUACUAAAAGAAAAUGAGAGGCUUAAUCUUGAAAAGGAGAGCUUACAGAAGAACAAAGAUUUGGCUGAUGGUCAAAUAAGUGCAUUAACUAGAUCCUUAGAAGCUCUUCAGAAGGAUCUUAAAGAUAAAGAGAAUCUGGUACAAGAUUUGAAGCAAUCCUUGGAGCAACAAAGGAAGGAACUCAAUGGCUGUAGAUCUGAAAUCACUGCUCUGAAAAUGCAUAUAGAAGGAUCUCGUUCAGGAAGGAAUUUCCUAGCUAAUGAUGUUGAUCAUGUCCAGUCACAGCCUUUAGAAAAAUACAAGGAAGAAAUAAAAUCACUACAGAUUGAAAUAGAAAGUUUAAAAGCAAAAAGCAUGAACGCUCUUGAUUCUGUAUAUUCUGUCAAAUCUGAAAAAGAAUUUGUGCAGGCAGAAGAGAAAGUUGUUGAGAUACUUGAAGAUAAAAGUAUAAUAUCUCAUCCAGUUGAUGCAGGAGUGGUAGACCAUAAUGUUUCUGAAUUACAGGCUACUCAAAGUUUUAAUGAUAACACAGUUAAACCUAAGGAAAUUUCACAGGAGUUGUUAAUGAGUCAUUUGAAUGAUGAUAAUCCUUCUGAAAACAUUGGAAAUGUUUCCAAACAAAAUGGUGAACCACGAUCAGAAGAAAGCAGACUCCUAAAAUCAGACAAUUUAUCUGGUGAAGCUGUUUCUGAUAAUAUGGGCUUAGGAACCAUACAGAUCUUGGCAGAUGCCUUGCCUAAGAUUGUACCUUAUGUCUUGAUCAACCACCGUGAGGAGCUUCUUCCCCUGAUAAUGUGUGCGAUUGAGCGUCAUCCAGAUAGCAGCACUAGAGAUUCCUUGACCCACACAUUGUUUAAUCUAAUCAAACGCCCAGAUGAGCAACAGAGACGAAUUAUAAUGGAUGCAUGCGUUAGCCUUGCUAAGAAUGUUGGUGAGAUGAGAACUGAAACAGAAUUGCUUCCCCAGUGCUGGGAACAAAUAAAUCACAUGUAUGAGGAACGUAGGUUGCUUGUUGCUCAAUCAUGUGGAUUGCUUGCAGAAUUUGUCCGGCCUGAGAUUCGUGAUUCUCUUAUUUUGUCCAUUGUGCAACAAUUGAUAGAAGAUUCUGCAACUGUUGUCCGGGAGGCUGCUGCUCAUAAUCUGGCAUUGCUGCUUCCGCUCUUUCCAAAUGUGGACAAAUAUUUCAAGGUGGAGGAGCUCAUGUUCCAAUUGGUCUGCGAUCCUUCUGGAGUAGUGGUGGAAACUACACUCAAAGAAUUGCUUCCUGCAGUGAUAAAUUGGGGAAACAAAUUGGACCACAUUUUGAGAGUUUUACUCUCUCACAUCUUGAGCUCUGCUCAGCGCUGUCCACCUCUUUCGGGGGUUGAAGGGUCUGUGGAGUCACAUCUUCGUGUUUUAGGAGAACGAGAGCGCUGGAAUGUUGACGUUUUACUAAGAAUGCUCAUAGAAUUGCUUCCUUAUGUGCACCAGAAAGCAGUUGAGACAUGCCCAUUUUCUUCUGUUCCUGAAACAAUGGGCAAACAAUUUUCAACCUCCUUGCUUGAGUUGUAUGCGGGGGGACAUGUUGAAUGGCCUGCAUUUGAAUGGAUGCAUGUCGACUGCCUUCCUGAUUUGAUUCAGCUUGCGUGCUUGUUACCUCAGAAAGAAGAUAGUUUACGAAAUCGAACUACAAAGUUUUUGCUGGCUCUAUCUGAACAUCUUGGGGAUUCGUAUCUUACACAUAUAAUGCUGCCUGUAUUCUUGGUAGCAGUUGGGGAUAAUGCUGAUUUGACAUUUUUCCCUUCCACCAUCCAAUCUAGAAUAAAGGGUUUGAGGCCAAGAACUGCUGUGGCCGAGAAGCUAGCUACUCUGUGUGUCCUACCACUACUCUUGGCAGGUGUUCUGGGUGCUCCUAACAAGCAUGGACAAUUAGCAGAGUACUUGAGAAAGUUGUUAGUUGAAGGUAGCAUGAAGGAAAGUCAGCCAACAAAGCGUAAUGAGAUUGUUGAUGCUGUCCGUUUCCUCUGCACAUUUGAACAACAUCAUGGUAUGAUAUUUAAUAUUCUAUGGGAAAUGGUUGUCAGCUCCAACGUAAAUAUGAAAAUCAGUGCUGCCAAUUUGUUGAAAUCCAUUGUACCAUAUAACGAUGCAAAAGUUGCUUCUACUCAUGUUUUGCCUGCCCUAAUUACUUUGGGCUCUGACCAAAACCUGAAUGUGAAGUACGCAAGCAUAGAUGCAUUUGGAGCUGUGGCCCAGCAUUUUAAAAAUGAUAUGAUUGUUGAUAAGAUACGUGUACAAAUGGAUGCUUUUCUUGAAGAUGGAUCUCAUGAAGCUACUGUUGCUGUGGUUCAUGCAUUGGUGGUUGCUGUACCACACACAACGGAAAGAUUACGAGAUUAUCUUUUGUCCAAGAUUUUCCAGCUCUCAGCUACGCCAACUUCUGCAAGUGACGUGAUGCGCCGCCGUGAAAAAGCCAAUGCAUUUUGUGAGGCAAUCCGUGCUCUAGAUACUACAGAUCUUCCUGCAACUAGUGUUAGAGACUUCCUCCUACCUGCAAUUCAGAACCUAUUAAAAGACUCAGAUGCACUGGAUCCAGCACACAAGGAAGCCCUCGAAAUCAUGAUGAAGGAAAGAUCUGGUGGAACUUUUGAGACAAUUAGUAAGGUGAUGGGUGCUCAUCUUGGGCUUGCCUCGUCAGUGAGCAGUUUCUUUGGUGAGGGUGGGCUGUUGGGCAAGAAAGAAAACGCAGAGCCACCGCCACCAGAGCCUGUUGAGUCACCAAAGCCAGUGUCACCUAUGCCAGCAGACGACACUAGAUUCAUGCGUAUCAUGAGGGGCAAUUUCACAGACAUGCUUAGGACUAAAGCAAAGAGCCCAGAGGAAACUCAGAACCAAUGAAGUUGGAAUUUCCCCUAUAAAUGGCUAUGGAGAGAAUUUUUGUUUUUUAAUCUCCUAAUAUGUCAGGUAAAGUGGUUGUUCCCUGUUUAUGAGGUCGCGAUUUGCUGAAAGACAAACUUCCUUUUAUUACUUAAUUCUUUUGUUGGUGUGUUUUUUAGGAAAUAUUCUUUUCUUUUGUUGGUUUCAUAAGCAAAAGGAAAUAAAAGAGAGAGAGAGAGAGA
Messenger RNA from Quercus lobata, 4052 nucleotides. Its product is annotated as HEAT repeat-containing protein. Lineage: Eukaryota; Viridiplantae; Streptophyta; Magnoliopsida; Fagales; Fagaceae. Gene Ontology annotation, cellular component: recycling endosome; trans-Golgi network. Gene Ontology annotation, biological process: intracellular cholesterol transport. The transcript is spliced from 20 exons. The coding region runs from base 283 to 3831 and encodes 1182 amino acids. Gene Ontology annotation, molecular function: protein binding. The record is from RefSeq and is a predicted model, not a curated record.